Messenger RNA from Struthio camelus australis, 6529 nucleotides. It is a transcript of the gene EPHB6, whose product is annotated as EPH receptor B6. Gene Ontology annotation, cellular component: dendrite; plasma membrane. Gene Ontology annotation, biological process: axon guidance; ephrin receptor signaling pathway; protein phosphorylation. The record is from RefSeq and is a predicted model, not a curated record. Lineage: Eukaryota; Metazoa; Chordata; Aves; Struthioniformes; Struthionidae. Gene Ontology annotation, molecular function: protein binding; ATP binding; transmembrane-ephrin receptor activity.
GGCAGCGAGCGCCGAGCGAGGGGGCCGGCGCGGGGCCCCCGACAUGGCGUAGCUCACACGGCGAGCAUGGUCUUUGUCCAACUUUUCUGAUGCCGGGAGGCAGCGCGGCACGGCUCUAGCGGGAAGGGGUCCUGCCAAAGCUGAGCAACACCGGGAAGAGAAGGAGGUGCUGCUGGAGCAAAAGGUACUGCACCGUGAGCCCGGCCGAAGAGGUGUGAGGAGGAGAGCACAUCGUCUGGGAUAUCCUCGGGGCUCUACCGCCCUAGAGGGGGGAAGAGAGAAGAAACCAGCGCUUCUGUGUGAAGACCUCUGUGCUUUAACUUGAGAAGGGAUUGAAACACCCCAAGCAGCCUCUGAAGGAAGUGGGCUGUGAUUUUUUUUUUGGAGAUGGUGGAAUCCACAGAUAAUCUUCAUGGAUUCUAAUGUUGCCAUCAGUGCAAGAAGAGUGGCGGGAAUGGGUUGGCUGUGGAUGGUCUGCUUCUUUCAUCUAGUCACCUCCCUGGAAGAAAUACUUCUGGAUACCACUGGAGAGACCUCAGAGAUUGGCUGGACCAGCCACCCUCCUGAUGGGUGGGAUGAGGUAAGUGUCCUGGAUGACAAGAAGCGCCUGAUCCGAACCUUUGAAGUUUGUAAUGUGGCUGAACCAGGUCAGAAUAACUGGUUGCGUACUCACUUCAUAGAGCGGCACGGAGCCCACCGAGUACAUGUCCGCCUCCGUUUCUCAGUGAGAGACUGUGCCAGCAUGCGUACUGUGGCCUCUUCCUGCAAGGAGACUUUCACGCUCUACUACCACCAGGCAGAGGCUGAUGUAGCCUCUCAGGAGUUGCCAGAGUGGCAUGAGGGCCCCUGGACCAAGGUGGAUACUAUUGCAGCUGAUGAAAGCUUUUCCCAGGUGGACAGCACUGGGAAGGUGGUAAAGAUGAAUGUUAAAGUCCGUAGCUUUGGGCCACUCACCCAGCGUGGCUUCUACCUGGCCUUUCAGGACUCAGGAGCCUGCAUGUCCCUUGUGGCAGUUCAGGUCUUCUUCUACAAGUGCCCAGCUGUGGUGAAAGGAUUUGCCUCUUUCCCGGAAACUUUUGCUGGAGGGGAGAGGACCUCCCUGGUGGAGUCACCAGGGACAUGUGUAGCAAAUGCUGAAGAGGCAAGCACAACUGGGUCUUCAGGUGUUCGGCUGCACUGCAACGGAGAAGGCGAGUGGAUGGUGGCCAUUGGACGAUGCACCUGUAAGGCUGGCUACCAGCCUGUUGAUGAUGAACGAGCCUGCCAACCCUGCCCCCUUGGUUCCUUUAAACUAUCUGUGGGAGAUGACCCCUGCCAUCUGUGCCCUGCCCACAGCCAUGCUCCAGUGCCAGGCUCCAGUGAAUGUGUAUGUCAAAACCGCUACUAUCGAUCUGCUUCUGACACUUCUGAUGCUCCCUGCACUGGCAUUCCCUCUGCUCCCCGUGAUCUUAGUUAUGAAAUUGUUGGCUCCAACGUGCUUCUGACCUGGCGCCUCCCCAAGGACCUGGGUGGCCGCAAGGAUGUUUUCUUCAAUGUUAUCUGCAAAGUGUGCCCAGCUGGGUCUCCAGGGCCAUGUGUGCGCUGUGGGGACAGUGUACAAUUUGAACCACGCCAAGUGGGCCUGACGGAAAGUCGUGUGCUAGUCUCCAACCUGUUGGCCCGUGUGCAAUACACCUUUGAGAUCCAGGCUGUGAAUUUGGUGACUGAGUUGAGUUCAGAAGCACCCUACUACGCAACCAUCAAUGUUAGCACCAGCCAGUCAGUCCCCUCUGCAGUUCCUAUGAUGCAUCAGGUGAGUCGUACUAGCAGUAGCAUCACUUUGUCCUGGCCUCAGCCAGACCAGCCUAAUGGGAUCAUCCUGGAUUACCAGCUUCGUUACUUCGACAAGGCAGAUGAGGAGGAUAAUUCAUUGACCUUGACUAGUGAGACCAACAUGGCCACCAUCUCAAAUUUGAGCCCAGGCAAGAUCUAUGCCUUCCAAGUACGAGCUAGAACAGCAGUGGGCUAUGGCCCAUACAGUGGAAAGAUGUAUUUCCAGACGCUAAUGGGAGGGGAGCGCUCGGAGAUGGUGCAGGACCGACUGCCGCUUAUCGUGGGCUCAGCACUCGGUGGUCUAGCCUUCUUGGUAAUUGCUGCCAUUGCCAUCCUUGCCAUCAUCUUCAAGAGUAAAAGACGAGAGACUCCAUACACAGACCGCCUGCAGCAGUAUAUCAGUGCACGAGGGCUUGGAGUGAAAUAUUACAUUGACCCUUCAACCUAUGAAGAUCCCAAUGAAGCUAUUAGAGAGUUUGCCAAGGAGAUUGAUGUGUCCUUAAUCAAGAUUGAGGAGGUCAUUGGAUCAGGAGAGUUUGGAGAGGUGUGUUUUGGGCGCCUAAAACCCCCAGGGAAGCGUGAAUACACAGUAGCUAUUAAGACCCUGAAGUCAGGUUACACAGAUGAACAACGGCGGGAGUUCCUGAGCGAAGCCAGCAUCAUGGGGCAGUUUGAGCAUCCCAAUGUCAUCCACCUGGAGGGUGUGGUCACCAAGAGCCGACCGGUCAUGAUUGUCACAGAGUUCAUGGAGAAUGGAUCGUUGGAUUCCUUCCUCAGGCAGAAGGAAGGACAGUUCAGUGUGUUACAGCUGGUGGGAAUGUUGCGAGGGAUUGCAGCUGGCAUGCGCUACCUUUCAGACAUGAACUAUGUGCAUCGUGACCUUGCAGCACGUAACAUCUUAGUCAACAGCAACCUUGUGUGCAAGGUCUCAGACUUUGGUUUGUCUCGUUUUCUGGAAGAUGAUGCUUCAAACCCCACCUACACUGGAGCUCUGGGCUGCAAAAUCCCCAUCCGUUGGACUGCCCCUGAAGCUGUUCAGUAUCGCAAAUUCACCUCCUCCAGCGAUGUCUGGAGCUAUGGCAUUGUCAUGUGGGAGGUGAUGUCCUAUGGCGAGAGGCCUUACUGGGACAUGUCCAAUCAGGAUGUAAUAAAUGCCAUUGACCAGGACUAUCGCCUGCCACCACCCCCUGACUGCCCAACUGUUUUGCACCUGCUGAUGCUUGACUGCUGGCAGAAGGAGCGGGUCCAGAGACCCAAAUUUGAGCAAAUAGUCAGUGCCCUAGAUAAAAUGAUCCGCAAGCCAUCAGCACUCAAAGCCACUGGCACAGGGAGCGGCAGACCAUCUCAGCCUCUGCUGAGCAACUCUCCUCCAGACUUCCCUUCACUCAGCAGUGCCCAUGAGUGGUUGGAUGCCAUCAAGAUGGGCCGUUACAAGGAGAAUUUUGACCAGGCUGGUCUGAUCGCAUUUGAUGUCAUAUCACGCAUGACUCUGGAAGAUAUCCAGCGAAUUGGCAUCACCCUGGUUGGUCACCAGAAAAAGAUUCUAAACAGCAUCCAGCUCAUGCGAGUCCAUUUGAAUCAGCUUGAACCAGUUGAAGUGUGACAUUUACACCAUCCUCAUUCCACCUGUCUCAAACUUCUGGGGAGAUUCAGAAGGAUUUUCGCUAUAAGAAACAGAGAUGGCAAGAUGGUUCUUGGAGACUUAAUGAAGCCAGAGUGUGCAUUAAAUGUCCCAUUCCAAUAACAAAAUUUUGCCAUGAUUUGAGAGCAGAGCUACAUAUAUGGUGGCAUUUAAAUGUGGCUGAUGUUGUACACUGGGAAUGGGUUGAGGGAGGGAAAGUUAUAGUAAUGUAGGGAGGAGUGGAAUAAUAGCUUGGACAGAUCACAGGCACCUGUUACCUCUUCUCUGCCAACAAAGGGGAUCAGACAACUUUAUGAAGCUGUCAGAAGGCUUUUUCUGUGGCUGGGAGCCCAGCAAAGUUGCAAAUACAUAAUAAAGGCAACAAAAAGUUACCUUUUUUUUUCUAAAAGAAUGUCAUCCUAGUGUGUGAGAUUAUUAGUCAGAUGGCAAUGGGCAUCAGCCUAUCACUUGCUACACCAGCUUGGUGGGGAACUCAAGUUCCAGGUAGUGCACGGUAUGUGCUAAGAGAUAAAACAUGUCACUUGAUAACUGUUCCAGAGGUUGAGAGUAAAGGGCUCAAAAUUCCAUGCUAUUUCAUGCACAGUUCUUGAAUCAGCUCCAUGAUCCAGAAGGGAUAUGUACUAUACCAUUGUGCUGAGACAAGGAAUGACAAGUCCUUAGUGCUAUACAGCUCUCUCUAUGGGACUGGGACAAAAUGAAAUGGUAAGGAUUCCCAAAAUCUAUCCUUCUUGGGUCAGCUAUUGGAGAGGAAACCAGGUAGGUUUUUGUUCCAUCCAGCCUAUACUUGGGAGGAAAGAUGGAAGUUUCAGCAUUCCAAAUGAUAAGCACCCAGAAUUUGGGUCUUCUUGUUCUCUUCUGGUCCCAUUACAGACACUGAAGAGAGUGGCUGAAAAAUCUGAAGCCUUUUGCUAUUGAAAAAUGCUCACUUCUUUUCUCACCCUCUCCAGCUAGUGCCCUAAAAUAAAUACUGAUGAACUGAACAGCAAUGGGCACAGACUAGGUGUUGAAGAUUGUUUUUGAAGAAAAUGCAGACCUGCGGUAUUCAACUGCAAAUAUGCAUUUGGAUCAAGGGAGGUUGAAUCUCUUUCACAAGUUCUCAUCAAGAGCAAUCAGUUGUACAGAGAAAGGUACCAGUCCCACCAGUCAGUUCAGACCUUAAUAAGAACGUCCUUGGGAUCAACCAUACAGUAUGUUCUCUGGCAGUAGUGCAUGAGAAAGACCAGAGGACAUAGGUUAUGUCUUCCUUCAGAUAGACUAAUACCUGCUUAAGGAAAGGUCUGCUUUGGAGAGGAGCAGAGCAGAGGCUUUCUGUGUCCCUGUGCAGGAGUAUAAGAACAUGAAGCUGAACUUGAGAUGAAAACUCAUAAAUAAUGCACUUUUCCACUUCACCAACCCCCAUGAAAGGAAAGGAGAUGGCUUUGUUUAGCAAGUCCCCCCUGAAGCCACUGCAUACAAAGCUGUCUUCUUUGUGUCUAGAGAGGGUCACCGUGGCUGUUCUGAUCUGUACCCAUCUGUUGGCCCACUGUGAACUAGUCAGCAACUUACUGUUUUGUAUUUCUCCAGCUGCCAGGCAGGGUUAGAAGAGCACAACUUCUGCAGCUACUACUCCCGUAUGGAUUUAAAAAUCCUCCAGUCAACUCAGCAAUUGAAGACUGAGAAAACGUGCUUAAUAUUUAAUGAAGAGUCCCAUAAUAUGACAGGAGGUGCACCAGAACAGUUGCACUGGAACAGCCAGCACAGUUCAGAAUCUUUAUUGUACCAUGCGAACAAGAUAUUUUUAUUUUUUUAGUUGAAGAGGGAGUAUUUUUUACAGUCACAGGAAAGGGAUUUACUCACUAUACAGAGGCAUACAAGUAGUGAUCAGACAUUGUAGACCUCCUCUUCCUCCUGUUCUAAGGCAAGGUUUAAAUGGCCUUGCAUGCCCACAGUUACUCCGUAUGGUAUCUAUAAUAUAUGGUAAGAAGACUGAGUAAUGUGCACAGGUAUCAAGGCCCAGACCUUCCUGUGGGUAUUGGGCAUUUGUAUGGGAACUCAGGAAAGUCACAUCUGUAGUAGGAAAAAAACAUACUGCAAAAACUGAAAACUCUCCUGUUACUCUCCUAUCAACUUUUCACUCUCUGGAGACAGGAAGAAACUUCCCCUUAGGGCACACUAUUUCAUAAUUAUUCCUGAUGAGGUUCCCGGCACUCGCCGUUCUGAUGUCUGUUACUGGAGACUCUCCCAAACAGACAAUUGGCUCUGCUGCAGCAUGGCAAUUCAUGUAUCAUGCUGCCAAAGAAUGCAUCAGCCAAGCAAGUUCCCACCUAACUGUACUUAGGCAGCCAAAUGAAAUUGAGCCAGGAGCUGCAUGUCAGUGCACCCCUGCCUCACCAAGUCAUGGCUUGUUCAUGUCACAAGUACGUCAUGCUCACCCGGAGUGUUUGAAGGCAAAUGCUUAAGCUAAGAUUUUUGCACCCACAUCUGGAAUAAUGUUGCAGAAAGGCCCAAUGAUGGUGUAACUUACAUAAUGAUUUCUGUGGUGUUUGGCACACACCUCUCCUAAGUGCACGUGCAGAUUACAUGGGCUGCAGCAUCCCUUUUUUAUUUUGUUUGUUUUUAAAGUUUGAGGAUGUAGUCUUAGUGCUUACUGUGACAGCACUAUACUAGGGCUAGUUGGGGCAGCACCAGCUGGCUAAAACUACAUAGCUCUGAUGGAGAACGGAGAAAGUAUCUAUCUCUUAGUACAAAUAUCUUUAGCAGCUGGGACUAUGUAGAAAGAAAGAAGCUGCUGUAGCUCCCCUGAUCCCAGACAAUUCAUAUUUUAGUAAGCUGAAUGAAGCCUCUGUGUAUGGUGGGAAAUGAUGAGCAGCACCAAGGAACUUACCUUUAAUUAGCAGGCAGAGGUGGGGCUGUCCCUAGUGCUAGAUCUGCUUUGGUCAGGGACUGCAGCCAGUGACUCUAAUUUGGGGCUAGCAUAAGUGAAGGGAACCAUUUUGAAUCCAUCCUGAGCUGAGGCUAGAGGGGGCAAAGUAAUGAGCUGUUCCCAUGCUUCCCACACUACCACUCAUUCAUAACUAAGGAGCACCCUAAGGACAA